UCGUUGGUAUGCGGACAUUGACGCAUGCGUAAUAGGUAUCAAGUAAUUCGGCGCUGAAAAGGAAGGAGCCUACUUUUGUAGUGAUACAACCAAAGCAGUAUUAGCUAGGGGAACUGCAGAAUUAACUAAAACAGCGUCUACCUAGUUACUUUGCUUUCGAGCAUUGUGACGAAGCGCAGAGUUUGGAACAUGGCUGACAAAGAGGUGUAUGACGAUGCUGUGGAGGAAAGGGUCAUCAAUGAAGAGUACAAGAUUUGGAAGAAAAACACACCUUUCCUGUAUGACCUGGUGAUGACUCAUGCGCUGGAGUGGCCUAGCCUGACUGUCCAGUGGCUUCCAGAUGUCAGCAGGCCAGAGGGGAAGGACUACGCCGUCCACAGGCUGGUUUUGGGGACCCAUACAUCAGAUGAGCAGAACCACCUUGUGAUUGCCAGCGUUCAGGUACCAAAUGAUGAUGCCCAGUUUGAUGCCUCGCACUACGACAGCGAAAAAGGAGCAGAGUUUGGUGGAUUUGGUUCCGUAAGUGGGAAAAUCGAGAUUGAGAUCAAGAUCAACCAUGAGGGAGAGGUCAACAGAGCCCGCUACAUGCCCCAGAAUCACUGCAUCAUUGCCACCAAGACUCCCACCUCCGACGUGCUGGUGUUCGACUACAAUAAGCACCCGUCUAAGCCAGAUCCCAGUGGGGAGUGUAGUCCUGACUUAAGGCUGAAAGGUCACCAGAAAGAAGGGUAUGGCCUCUCCUGGAAUCCCAACCUCAGCGGCAACCUACUCAGUGCCUCUGAUGACCACACCAUCUGUCUAUGGGACAUCGGGGCCGGCCCAAAGGAAGGGAAGAUAGUGGAUGCCAAGACCAUCUUCACCGGCCACACAGCAGUGGUGGAAGAUGUUUCCUGGCAUUUGCUCCACGAAUCCCUGUUUGGCUCAGUGGCAGACGACCAGAAACUCAUGAUAUGGGACACUCGGUCCAGCACCACGUCCAAAGCCAGCCACUCAGUCGAUGCUCACACUGCUGAGGUCAACUGUCUGAGCUUCAACCCCUACAGCGAGUUCAUUCUUGCCACUGGUUCGGCUGAUAAGACUGUUGCACUCUGGGAUCUAAGGAACCUCAAACUGAAGCUCCACUCCUUUGAGUCCCACAAAGAUGAAAUUUUCCAGGUCCAAUGGUCUCCUCACAACGAGACCAUCCUGGCCUCCAGUGGCACCGACCGACGUCUCAACGUCUGGGAUCUCAGUAAAAUUGGGGAGGAGCAGUCUGCAGAAGAUGCUGAGGACGGUCCACCAGAGCUGCUGUUCAUCCAUGGUGGCCACACAGCCAAGAUCUCUGACUUCACCUGGAACCCCAAUGAACCCUGGGUCAUCUGCUCCGUGUCGGAGGACAACAUCAUGCAAGUCUGGCAGAUGGCGGAGAAUAUCUACAAUGACGAGGAGCCAGACAACACCCCUGCUUCAGAACUGGAGGCUCAGGGAUCAUAACCCAGCUCAGCAUGAGUCUCUCUAGGCACGACCCCCCAAACCCCAAUCUCCACACCCACCCCAGCCUGUCGUUUCCCUCUCUGGCUUAUCAAGUGCAAAAUGAAAAUGUGCUCUCCAUAUGAAUGAACGCUGUGGAGAGUUAGAGACAGCAUGGACUCCACCCUUGCUACCAGACAGUUGGAUUCAGGCUCACCUUGCUUACAGUCACCAUGGCCCAGGUACCCUAAAGCACUGAAGCACUCCCUGCUCAGGUGGUAGUAUCUCCAGUGUUGGAUAAUGGGAUUUUGUGGUGAAAGGGCUUUGAAGACCUUCAUGUGCACAAAGUCACUGUAAGCUAUUGUUAAGACCAGCUAAUUUUAUUGGGCUAAUGCAAGGAAAACAUGAAAGUGACAUUUUACAUUUCAACUCGGUAGCCAGAAAAACACUUGCUUGUAGGCUUCCCUCAAGAUGUGCGGUAAGCCGGACCAUAGAAGACUGAGCGCUGAAAUGCUUUUGGAACACCUGAUCCAAAUCUGUCCUAACUGAUUGGUUAAAUGAUGGUCAUGUCCAGGGGAGUUUAAUUUCAUACCUUAUUUCCCCACUUGUUGCUGUUUUCUUGUUCCUUAAUAUCGUACUUAACUGACACUUCAUGGCUGUCUUUAAAGAAACAUUCCCUGCUGUGUUUGCCUCCUGUUCACAAGGUACAUACACUCUUCAGUAUUUGGUUGAGUGAAGGUGUGGGACUAAAUGAGUGCACUUGAGGGAAACGCACAUCCUUUUCCUUUGUUAUAUAAUGUGAAAUUGCCAUGUUUUGUUUCCUGCACCACAAAUUGCAAUAAAACUUUUAUAACUUUUCAAA
Molecule: messenger RNA, 2311 nt
Organism: Cottoperca gobio
Lineage: Eukaryota; Metazoa; Chordata; Actinopteri; Perciformes; Bovichtidae
Product: histone-binding protein RBBP7
Exons: 12
Coding region: 190-1473 (427 amino acids)
Molecular function (GO): protein binding
Source: RefSeq, a predicted model, not a curated record